GGUAAACAAAUAAACGUGAUCAGCAUGGAGAAAAAAGAUAAUUCAUUAAAUUUUCAUCAAAUGGAGCUUGAUGACCGAAUAUUAAAGGCAAUCGCAAAGUUAGGAUGGAUUUCACCAACAUUAAUCCAAGAGAAAGCUAUUCCACUCAUAUUAGACAAAAAAGAUGUCUUAAUUCAAGCACGAACUGGAUCUGGCAAAACUGCAGCUGUUUUAAUUCCAAUCAUCCAGAAGAUCCUCAAUUCAAAAAGUUCAUUAACCGAACAAAGAACCAGUGCUAUCAUUUUAUCACCUAGCAAACUUCUUUGUCAUCAAACAAACAAAGUUUUGACAGAUUUGACUAUAAAAUGCAGCAAGAUCAUAAAGUUUGUGAAUCUUACAGCCAAAACACAAACAGCAGCUCAGAAACACAUUUUAUCACAAAAUCCAGACAUUAUAAUAGCAACACCAGCUAGAAUAUUAAGUCAUAUGAAGCAAAAGAAUAUAAACGUGAAGGAAUCACUUGAAAUGUUUGUGCUUGAUGAAGCUGACUUGCUCUUUUCGCUUGGAUUUAAGGAUGAAUUGAAAGAUAUAUUAGAAAAUUAUCUUCCAAACACUUAUCAAUCAGCUCUUGUAUCAGCUACGCUUAGUGAUGAAGUUAUGGAUCUAAAGAAAAUUGUUCUUCAUAAUGCUGUGACUUUGAAACUAGAGGAACCGGAACUACCACCAAUAACUCAAUUGACACAUUAUCACAUCUUAGCGGAAGAGCAGGAGAAAGCAGCCAUCCUGUUUACAUUAUUCAAGUUAUUCUUAAUUAAAGGAAAAUGUAUAAUUUUCGUUAACAAGGUCGAUAAGUGCUACAAACUAAAACUCUUCUUAGAUCAAUUUAAAAUUCGAGCACUUGUCCUGAAUUCAGAACUUCCAGCAAAUGCAAGAUGUCAUGCAGUAAACGAGUACAAUAGAGGAGCAUACGACAUAAUUAUAGCAUCAGAUGAGAAGACUUUAGUUAAGCCUGGAGAAUCAGCAAAGUCUAAAGUUAAGGAUGAUUCUGAUUAUGGAGUUUCUAGAGGCAUUGAUUUUCGUUGUGUCUCAAAUGUCAUCAAUUUUGACUUUCCAUUGGACGUGAAUUCAUACAUUCAUAGAGCAGGCAGAACAGCACGAGGAAAUAAUGAAGGAAAUGUCCUGUCGUUUGUGUCAUGUAAGGAACAGAAUAUGAUGGAAGCUGUUGAAGAACAUUUGGCAGCAAGUUAUACAAAUGGUAAUUCACAGAUUAUUAGAAGACAUGAAUUUAAGUUAGAGGAUGUGGAACCAUUUAAAUAUCGAGCAAAUGAUGCUUGGUUUGCAGUCACGAAAAAUGCAAUUAAGGAAGCAAGAUUGAAGGAAAUCAAGAAAGAAAUUUGCAAUUCUGAGAAGCUCAAGACAUUCUUCGAGAACUGUCCAAGAGAAAUGCAAGUUAUAAGACAUGACGCGCCAUUAAACAUCAUCAGAGGUCAAGAGCAUUUAUCAGAAGUUCCAGAUUAUAUUGUGCCGAAAGCACUUAAAAAUAUUGUAGGCAUCGUGACAAAAAAGAGGAAGCAUUUUACACCAAAGGCGAAGUUUAAUCCAAAGAACAAGAGCCAAACAAACAAUGCCUUAUCAUUUGAUAAAAUCGAUUACGGAAAGAAACGCAGGAAAAUAUAAAGGAGUUCAUUUUUUUAUUGUCAAAUUUUAAUUUUAUUGUAUUGUUUACAAAUAAAUAAAAAUUCGUCUAUAAAGGAGAGUGUAUAGAACAGCUACUUUUGAUAGAUGGUUGUAGUACAUUUUGUUUAUGGAAUGAAAUUUGAAAUUUAA
Molecule: messenger RNA, 1806 nt
Organism: Chironomus riparius
Lineage: Eukaryota; Metazoa; Arthropoda; Insecta; Diptera; Chironomidae
Source: the annotation of a GenBank genome assembly